Oncorhynchus kisutch (coho salmon) is the source of this 5739-nucleotide messenger RNA. It is a transcript of the gene cpt1a2b, whose product is annotated as carnitine palmitoyltransferase 1A2b. Lineage: Eukaryota; Metazoa; Chordata; Actinopteri; Salmoniformes; Salmonidae. The transcript is spliced from 19 exons. Bases 163 to 2508 code for a protein of 781 amino acids. Gene Ontology annotation, molecular function: carnitine O-palmitoyltransferase activity. Gene Ontology annotation, biological process: fatty acid metabolic process; carnitine metabolic process. Gene Ontology annotation, cellular component: mitochondrion. The record is from RefSeq and is a predicted model, not a curated record.
CAUGUAUGUGGCUCUCUGGCGCCGCUGCCCACCUACUCCAGUCUGUUUUCACUGAGAGUGAAAGGAGUGGUUGGAUGUAACAACAAAAAAAGAAGAGAUUCGGUGUUUGAAUAACUCCUUUGGGGUGCUUUUACGGCAAGACAUUUCAAGACUAAUACAGCGAUGGCAGAGGCCCACCAGGCAGUGGCGUUCCAGUUCACCAUCACCCCCGAGGGGAUCGACCUGCGCCUUUCCUACCAGGCCCUGUCCCAGAUCUACCUCUCUGGCCUGCGCUCCUGGAAGAAGAGGAUCAGCCGCAUGAGGAACAGGGUGAUCAAAGGGGUGUACCCUGCCAGCCCUUCCUCCUGGCUGUUUGUUGUCAUAGCCAUCCUGGCCACCAUGUACAUGCGCUCUGACCCCUCCAUGGGCCUCAUUGCCAAAAUCCAGGAGCACCUGCCCGUCAGUAGUCUUUCUCUGAGUGUCCAGGGCCAGACCAUGCUGUCAGUGCUGGUGUUCAGUACCCUCCUGUGGCUGUCGCUCAUCCUGACCCUGAGGUUCUGUCUCAAGCUGCUGCUCUCCUACCACCGCUGGAUGUUCGAGCAGCACGGACACAUCUCCACCACCACCAAAGUCUGGGUGACCCUGGUGCGUCUGCUGUCUGGCAGGAAGCCUCUCCUAUACAGCUAUCAGACCUCUCUUCCUUGCCUGCCCGUCCCGCCCAUAAAAGACACACUGGAGAGGUACCUGGAGUCGGUGCGUCCGUUGCUGAGUGGCCCGGGGUUCCAGCGGAUGACUGUGUUGGCGGCUCAGUUUGAGAACAGUCUGGGGAACAGGUUGCAGCGCUAUCUCAAGCUCAAAGCUCUGUGGGCUACCAACUAUGUGAGUGACUGGUGGGAGGAGUACAUCUACCUACGAGGACGAGGUCCCAUCAUGGUCAACAGCAACUACUAUGGCAUGGACUUUCUGUAUGUGACUCCCACUCCCAUCCAGGCAGCGAGGGCCGGCAACACCAUCACCGCUCUGCUGCUCUACCGACGCAAGGUCAACAGUGAGCAGCUAACGCCUAGUCGUGUUCCAGGUACAGUCAUCCCUCUCUGUGCAGCUCAGUGUGAGAGGAUGUUCAACACUACUCGCACUCCAGGAGAGGAGACUGAUGUGCUGCAGCACUGGCAGGACAGUGAAUUUGUGACUGUCUACCACCGGGGGCGCUACUUCAGGCUGUGGGUCUACAAGGCGGGGCGUCUCCUCUCCCCUAGAGAGAUAGAGUACCAGAUCCAGAGGAUCCUAGAUGACCCUUCACCCCCCGGACCUGGAGAAGACAGGCUGGGAGCACUGACUGCUGGAGACAGGGUGCCGUGGUGUGCCGUAAGAAAGCAGUACUUCAGCUCAGGAGUGAACAAGCGCUCGCUGGACUGCAUCGAGCGGGCCGCCUUCUUUGUCACCCUGGACGAUGAGGAGCAAGGAAUGAUGGGAGAAGACCCCGUGGGAAACCUGGACCGCUACGCCAAGUCCCUCCUCCACGGGAAAUGUUAUGACAGGUGGUUUGAUAAGUCAUUCUCUGUGGUGGUGUACAAGAAUGGGAAGAAUGGGCUGAAUGCAGAGCACUCUUGGGCCGACGCCCCGACAGUGGCACACCUGUGGGAGUUCACCCUGGCCACAGAUGCCUUCCAACUGGGUUACACAGAGGACGGCCACUGUAAGGGAGAGGUGGAGCGCUCCUUACCGCCCCCUCAGAGACUCACCUGGGACAUCCCUGUGGAGGUUCAGGAGCAGGUGUCCAUCUCUCUGUCUGUGGCACAGGCCCUAGCUGACGAUGUGGACUGUCAUGUCUUCCCGUUCAGGGACUUUGGGAAGGGACGCAUCAAAAAGCUGAAGAUCAGCCCAGAUGCCUUCAUUCAAUUGGCUCUGCAGCUAGCUUACUACAGGGAUCGUAAGACGUUUUGCCUCACCUACGAGGCCUCCAUGACACGGCUGUUCCGAGAGGGGAGGACUGAGACUGUACGAUCCUGCUCCAAUGAGGGCUGUGCCUUUGUCAAAGCUGUGGAGAGCGGAGAGGGGCCGGAGCACUGCAGGCGGCUUUUCCGAUUGGCUGCUGAGAAGCACCAGAACCUCUACCGAUUGGCCAUGACAGGGUCCGGCAUUGACAGGCACCUCUUCUGCCUGUACGUGGUGUCUAAAUACCUGGGGGUGGAGUCACCGUUCCUAACAGAGGUGCUGUCAGAGCCCUGGCGCCUCUCCACCAGUCAGACUCCGGUUCAGCAGUUGGAGCUGUUUGACAUGAAGAACCACCCAGACUUUAUAUCUCUGGGGGGAGGCUUUGGCCCUGUGGCAGACGAUGGCUACGGAGUGUCGUACAUUAUCGUAGGAGAGGACAUGAUCAACUACCAUGUUUCCUGCAAGCACUCCUUCUCUGAGACGGACUCACACCGGUUCGGGGCCCAGAUCAGUCGGGCUCUAUUGGACCUCCUCUCUGUGCUUACCCCAGCUAAGACGGAGAACUCACAGGCCCAGGAUAAGAAACAGCAGUGAACACUUACAGGGAAAGAAGGGACUAUGGGGUGGGAUGGGGGUAGGGGUUUGCUUUGUUUUUUGAUAGUGGGAUAAUAUUAUAUUGAGCGUGGUUGUGUAUAAAGAAAGCCCUAAGAGAUUCGGUGUGAUGGAGGGGUGGAUGGAGGGAGAGAGAGUUGAAGAGAUGGAGAAGUGCAAUAGGAAGCAAGGGAACUAACAAGGAUGAGGCAGAGAGCUAGGGAAGAAGGGAUGGGGAAGUGAGAGAAAAAUCUCCACAAAAAGAGAAGGGAAUUAGUGGAGGUUAUCCCCACAUAGGUCAGAGGUAGGCAAUAACUUUUUUUAAUUGUUUUUCUUUCUUGGUGAACCCACCAUUAUGGCUUUCUUUUCUAUUUUAUCAUCUUGAUUGUGAACUACUGUUGGAAAGAGUUGUAAUGUUUGAUUGAAAAGUCCAUUAAAGACUUCCCUAGUUAAAAAUACAUCUAUAGCAGAAGCAGUGGAAGUUUAAAGAAGCGGGGCUGACUUGUAAUUUUGGUUUAACUCUGUUCUCACGUGAAUGUAGAUCACUAACGGAAUGGGUCGGCUGCAGUGAACAUCAAUCAUUAGGAUAAGAUAUCAGGGGCAGGGUUGGGGUCUAUUCCAUUUCAAUCGAUUCAGGAAGUAAAUUCAAAUUCAGUGAUUUAAAAACAAUUGAAUUAGAUUUUUCAAUGAUUUCUCUUUACAUAAGAGAAGGAGAAACAGUUAUUUAAUCAAAUGUUCUGUUUUUCUAUUUUAAUAAAAAAUCACUUUUGAAUUUACUUUAUUGAAAUGUAAUUGAUCCAAAUCCUGUCCAGGAUAUCUUCUUAAUUUUUUGGCUAGGGAUCAUCUCCAGGGCUCGUAUUCAUAAAGCAUCUCAGAUUAGGAGUGUUGAUGUCGGGACAGUUUUGCCGUUUUAGAUCCUAAUUAAUAAGAGUAUAUGGACAGGGAUGGAUCCUAGAUCAGCACAGCUACUCUGAGUUGCUUUUUGAUUACGGGCGAGAUAAAUUUUUGUUUUUAAACACCCUCACCAGUAGAAAUCCAGUUUUUUUAGUUGAAAGACAAUGGCCAGAGCCUACCUUUUGUUCCAGGGCUGGGUUUUAUGUCAAUGUUACCAGCAUGGCAUUGUUAAUUAAUCAGAAACCGCUGCAAAGUUAUUCUUCUUCGCGAUUGGAUCACUUGUAAACGUUUACUUAUUUUUUUGAUAGUCUGUAUUAAAAGUAUAUAUAUAUAUAUAUAUAUAUAUAUAUAUAUAUAUAUAUAUAUAUUUAUAAAAUGGUCAAAUAUAUAUAUAUAUAUUUGACCACUUUAUAAAUGGUAUAAAUGCGUGAUAUGAUGGCGUUUUGCAAACCCGCUUCCCCCCCGUUUCUGAAUGGUUUUGAGAACUAAAGUUUUUGCUUCACUACAGGCUCCACUGUUUUGAUUGGUGGAAGGUUAGCUAGAAACCACAAGUGUCUAUUCAGAUAAUGACAAGGCACCAGCGAAAGAAAAUGUAAAGGAAUUUAUAGUUAAUGUAAGUAAAGUCAUUGUAGCCUAUCAUUUCAAUUCCCCUGUGAGAACCAUAAAAUGACUUGGCUUUGCUGUACCCCAGCCAAAACCUGCCAGCAGCCUGCCUACUGUACCAAAGGUUGCACGACAAUGUCGAAAACGCAUAUCAGCAGUCGUUAUAAAUAUUACAGGAGCUUCAUAUUAUUGUCUGUAAUUAUUUUUAUGGUGGAGUCGAGGCCAUAAUUUGUGGAAGGUGCCAAAACUUUGGAGAUAACGAUAGAUGGCGGUGUCAAAGAUAGGCCAGUGUUUUCCAUCUGUGGCUGAGUUUUCCCUGAAUCAAUGCUUAUGACAAAUCCAGCUCCAGAACCAGCCAUAGAUCUACAGUAGCUGGCUACUGGUGUAGUUAAACAUUUAAAAAAACGCAACGAGUAACAUUAACUAGCAAGAUAAGGUUAGCAAGAUGACUAGCUAGAUAAUGUUAGCAAGACAGACUGCUGUCAGUGCCCUAUUUGUUGAUGAUUACGUCAAAAUAGUGGCGGCAACUUCCUCUGGGGGGAUCCUUUAAGUUCCCCAGAAUGGGAUCAUCUAUAGCAGAGAGGAAGAGGCGAAGCACAACGUUUCACUGACGCCAAAAUCUUUCCAAAACAAGCCACGGCAUUUCUAUGGGCUUAUUUUGGCCCUACGCUUGUCGCCUGCCUUCCCGCCUUUGGGACCACAACUCCAAUUGUUUUGGGGGGGACAUGAGUAUCUCAUCAUUAUCUAUACAUCUCUGUCUGUAGGUGCCCACUCCAGCCGACCCAGCAGCACUAGUUUAAUGUAUAUGUCAGUGUUUCUCAAUCCUGGUUCCGGGGACCCAAAACGGGUGCAGCAAAAAGUGUUCUUGCCCUGGCACUAACACACCUGAUUCAACCUUGAGUCAAGUGUGUCAGUGCUAGGGCAAAGAUACUAAACGUUUCCCCAAUCCCCAGGACUAGGAUUGGGAAACUAUGUGUUGCUCAGAACCUAGGUGGAUGGAACCUAAUCCAUGUUUACCUGUUUUGUUUGUUGUAUGUGUAGUAAGUAGGAUGCUCAUAUUAUUGUCGGUCAUUUUGCAUAUUAAGAAUUAUUUUAAUGUAAAUGUGACUGUGAAAAUACCGUUAACCAAUUGUAAUGGUAGUAUGAAUGGAAUACUUUUCAUGGCCUAGUAGGUACUGUUUGUGACAGUCAACAAGGUUGACUGCUGUCUUGGUUGGUGAUUAAGAAAAUCCAGAAUUGAUUGAUUGGAAGGCAAUUUCAGCUCAGGAGAAGGGCUGAGUUUCAAGUCUUUGAUUGGAGCAAUGCCGCGAUCAGGGCUAUUCAAUGUUGGUCCUGGAGGGCCAAAUCACUUCUGGGUUUCAUCUUCUCUUUCUAAUCAGGGACCGAUUCAGACCUGGGACACCAGGUGAGUGCAAUAAAAAACAGAAGCAUUUUGGUCCACCAGGACCGGAAUUGAACAGCCCAGUGGCCUAGUUGAAUGAAUGGUCUAUGUUUACCAACCAGAUAUAGGCCUGAAUCAAUUCCCUUGAAUUGACAGCAAUCACUGGUGGUGAUAUUGUUGGAGGAAUUGACCCUAAACUUUGCAGGUAAAAAAGAAAGAGAACCAUGUGCACACUAUUGUGUCUAGAGCCAGGUGCUGGUUCUGGCAGUAGCAAUGGUUUAUCCAAAAACACUGCAGGCACAUAUAUGGAUCAACAUGUUGAAAUUCUGCCUAUAAACAACAAUGCAACAAAUGAA